This is a messenger RNA of Salmo salar (Atlantic salmon), 1698 nucleotides long. Lineage: Eukaryota; Metazoa; Chordata; Actinopteri; Salmoniformes; Salmonidae. The record is from RefSeq and is a predicted model, not a curated record.
AUGGGGAUGCUCAUCUCCCUCUCGGCCCUCUGUAGGGUGAUUGAAGACGGCACGGAAGAGUUUAGUGAAGCGCUCAUAAGACUGCACUUCUGGUCCGUCCCUCUCCCAGACGGCAUGCGCCCACUCCAGAGCCUGGCCUGUCAGCACCGAAAUCACCAAGGCCACCUUGUCCCUCUCGGAGGCAGUUCCGGCUUGGAGGCCAGGUGGAGGUCACACUGCAGGAGAAACCCCUACAAUGAGCUGGGGGUGCUGUCAAACCACUACGAAAGGGGCAGGACACAUUGCUGUAAACCCCAGGCCACAGUCCCAGUCCUAGCUCUAGUCCUAGUCCAAGUCCCAGGAUCCAGACCCAGUCCUAGCCCCAGUCCCAGCUCCAGUCAUAGCCCCAGUCCUAGCUCCAGUCCCAGACCAAGCUCUAGUCCUAGCUCCAGUUCUAUCCCCAGUCCCAGCUCCAGUCCCAGCCCCAGUCCCAGCUCCAGUCCUAGCCCCAGACCUAGCUCCAGCCCUAGCCCAAUUCCUAGCCCCAGUCCCAGCUCCAGUCCUAGCCCCAGUCCCAGCUUCAGCCCCAGUCCCAGCUCCAGUCCUAGCCCCAGUCCCAGCUCCAGUCCCCGUCCCAGCUCCAGUCCUAGCUCCAGUCCCAGCUCUAGUCCUAGCUCCAGUUCCAGACCAAGCUCUAGUCCUAGCUCCAGUCCUAGCCCCAGUCCCAGCUCCAGUCCUAGCUCCAAUCCCAGUCCCAGCUCCAGUCCCAGUCCUAGCUCCAGUCCUAGCCCCAGUCCCAGCUCCAGUCCUAGCUCCAGUCCCAGUCCCAGUCCCAGCUCCAGUCCCAGCUCCAGUCCCAGCUCCAGUCCCAGUCCCAGCUCUAGUCCUAGCUCCAGUCCCAGCUCCAGACCAAGCUCUAGUCCCAGCUCCAGUCCCAGCUCCAGUCCUAGCUCCAGUCCCAGCUCCAGUCCCAGCUCCAGUCCCAGUCCUAGCUCUAGUCCCAGCUCCAGUCCCAACUCCAGUCCUAGAUCCAGUCCUAGCUCCAGUCCCAGCUCCAGUCCCAGUCCUAGCUCUAGUCCCAGCUCUAGUCCCAGCUCCAGUCCUAGCUCCAGUCCUAGCUCCAGACCAAGCUCCAGUCCCAGCUCCAGUCCCAGUCCUAGCUCCAGUCCCAGCUCCAGUCCUAGCUCCAGUCCUAGCUCCAGUCCCAGCUCCAUACCAAGCUCCAGUCCCAGCUCCAGUCUCAGUCCUAGCUCCAGUCCCAGCUCCAGUCCUAGCUCCAGUCCCAGCUCCAGUCCCAGCUCCAGUCCUAGCUCCAGUCCCAGCUCCAGUCCCAGUCCUAGCUCCAGUCUCAGACCAAGCUCCAGUCCCAGCUCCAGUCCUAGCUCCAGUCCCAGUCCUAGCUCCAGUCCCAGACCAAGUUCCAGUCCUAGCUCCAGUCCCAGCUCCAGCCCCAGUCCCAACUCCAGUCAUAGCUCCAGCCCCAGUCCUAGCACCAGUCCUAGCUCCAGCCCCACCAACCCCAACUCCAGCCCCAACCCCACUAACCCCAGCUGCACCAUACCCAGGCCCAGUCUCAAUCAUCCCACUGCUGGGAGUGCUGCUAAAUCUCCCCUGCUGCAGACACAACAGGACGCUGACAUCCACACCCAGAUGGCUGUGGAGAAAAGGUGCAGUCAAGCCCCACCAAGCCCCUUUAAUAAUAUCUGCAUGUCCUUCUAA